This is a messenger RNA of Penicillium salamii, 573 nucleotides long. The record is from the annotation of a GenBank genome assembly. NCBI's taxonomy places the organism in Eukaryota, Fungi, Ascomycota, Eurotiomycetes, Eurotiales, Aspergillaceae.
AUGAAGGUCUUCUCUUCUGGUUGCACCUUCAACUACUCAUGGGAUGAGGUCUCUACUGCCAACUGGCGCAAAUACUGUCCUUGGAACGACAAGUCAACACACGUUGUCGGCGUCGACACACUCUCUCGCACCGUCGACCCGAGCACUGGAAUCCUCCGGACCGAGCGUCUGAUCACGUGCAACCAGUCCGUACCGCAAUGGGUUCUCUCAAUUCUUGGAGGGACCAACACCUCCCACGUUUACGAAAUCUCCUACGUCGACCCCGCAUCCAAGAAGGUCACCAUGUGCUCUACCAACUUGACAUGGUCCAAUGUUCUUAGCGUUCGCGAAACUGUCACCUACCGACAAUGUGCCCUGAACCCGGCUACCACAACUGAAUUCCACCAAGAAGCGAAGAUCACCGCUCUUUGUGGUGGGUGGCAAAAGAUCAAGAACAAGGUGGAAGAUGCAAGCGUGGAACGAUUCCGUGAAAACGCCAAAAUCGGCCGUGAAGGCUUCGAGACCGUCCUCGAGAUGAGCCGGCGCGUCUUUGGCGAACAGCGUGAUAUUGAGAAGCAGCGCAUGCAAUCAUGA